This is a messenger RNA of Plodia interpunctella (Indianmeal moth), 1121 nucleotides long. RefSeq lists its product as uncharacterized. The record is from RefSeq and is a predicted model, not a curated record. The transcript is spliced from 4 exons. Bases 335 to 895 code for a protein of 186 amino acids. Lineage: Eukaryota; Metazoa; Arthropoda; Insecta; Lepidoptera; Pyralidae.
UAAAUCGGAUGCAACAUGGUGAAUUCAUUCAUUCACAUACAAUGACAUUCGUUCUUUUGAAUAAGUAAAUUAUUUUUAGACUUGAGAUGAAAUAAGUUUACAUAAAUAUCAUUUUUGACACAAGGCUUUAUUAUUGUCAGAGAUCUCGUAUUCAACGCAUGACAAAACGUCAACACUUUUUGGAAUUCUGCCGUUGCCGAUAAACUGACAAUACUUUAAUAUCCCCUAAACUUUGGUUCCAAGAGUGGUCCUAUUUUAGGACGCGAGCUACACGCAGAAAAAUAUCCUUAGAGGGAAAUACACAUCCUGAGAAAAAAGGUACACGACCGGGGCAAUGGUAUCCACUCAGAUAUGUCGUUGCAUAAGCCACGACGCCUGUCUUCCGCGGUUGCUGACGAAAACAAUACUCAUAUUCACAUUAAAUUGUUUAGAUAUUAUUCCGGAGUCUGUGAAAAUCACAUACGUAAACAACAAGUUCGUAGAUGAGGUCUACGCCAACAUCAGACGGUAUUCGAGAAGCGGUUCAUACUAUAUCAACCUUUGGGGGAGCAUCAAACAUACUUGGGCUAACAAUAUCUCUGUGCAUAUUGUAACAACGGAGUUCCUCCACAACGAGUACCGACGGUCGUUCAUCGAAUUCCACUACAAAUUUUGCGAUUUUAUCAACAAGGAACCCAUGAUUGGCCAAAUGUUUGUCCUGAAGGGCGUGGUGUGUCCUUUACCUAAGGGUGAAUAUCGCCUGAUGAACAUGACGGUCCAAUCCCAACACUUCCCCAACCGCUGGCCGUUCGAGAAAGGCGGGGCUGAUGUCAACGUCACAACUACAUAUACCAAGGAAGUUGUUGCAUCGGGCUACAUACACCUGAAGUUUAAACAGGAUAAGAAGAAAAAUUAAAAUACAUUCUUAUUUUAGACGAUCAAAUCUUAAGUUACAUACCAGUUACGUCUAUACAUAUACACAUAAUAAAACAGUAAAAAUAUUUUGUCUGUACAUUUAGUAAUGAAAAUAAAAUGAAUAGAGGGACACAUAUUUUUGAAUUUUUUAUCUGUCUGUCUGUAUGUAUGAUCACGUUAAUCUCCGAAAGUACUGGACGGAUUUGAAUGAAACUUUUUUGUUAUAU